AUGGAGCCAAUACAAGAGCUUUUCAAUUCCCUUGAAUCAAUUGAUUCAGAAACUGCAGAAGAAGCUAAAAAAAAGUUCCGUGAACUUUUCAACUCAACCAAGGAAUCAUGGCUUCUAAAUGGCAUGUUUGAUUAUUAUCUAUCUUGUGGAUCAGAACGAUCAAUUGAUGUCUUGAUCUGUGUUCGAGAACCUCAUGAUCGAUAUUUGUUUGAUAGGCUCUCAGAUACAUUAAGAGGACCAAAUAGACUGGCAGGACUUACACUUCUUGGUCAUGUAGUUAGAAGACAUCCAUCUUGGAUCUACAAAAUUGCAUCCCAUUCCAUUUUCAAAGAUUUAAUACGAAUUUUGAAGUCAGAGAAAGAUGUAGUCACUUUGAUGAGUGCCCUUCUUAUUGUUGUGAUUCUUCUUCCUAUAAUUGCCAGUCUAAUUUCAACACAUCUACAGGAUUUGUUUGAAAUUUUCAGUCAUUUAGCAAUAUGGAAAACCAACAACCCUCACAAAGUACCUGAAGGAUAUUUGCUUCAUGUCGAGAUCGGGUUGUAUGCACUUUUCAAUCGCCUUUACGGAAUGUUCCCUUGCAAUUUUGUAUCAUACCUGCGCCAACAUUACAAUUCAAAAGAAAGUCUUGCUGUUUUCACACACACUAUUAAGCCAAUGCUUGAUACUGUCCGAAUGCAUCCUCUUUUAGUUACUGCCUCUAAGGAACUAGAAGUAUCUGCUAACAGAUGGAAAAAAAUUGAAGCAAAUGACGUAAUAAUAGAAUGCUCUAAGUUCACUAUCGAAGGAAAUUAUGAUAAACAACGUGAAGACUACUCUUAUAGAAGGAAUUCUUCAUCUCUCCAAUCACGAUCUCGUUUAACACUUUCUACAUGCUCUAGUUUUGAGACGAAACUCACAACAGAGGGCUAUGUCGAGCUGGGCAAUCAUGGUGUUCCUGUUGUGGGUAGUUAUAGUGCUAACUUACCAGAAACGGCCGAGGUUUGGAGUCCUGCUAUUGCACUAGGAGCUGUUACUCCUCCAGGAGAUUCUUCCAUACCACAUACUCCUAUAAUCCAGGGGUGCGUGAUAUCGGCUUAUAUGCCUCAGGAAGGAAACUCCCCUCCCGAAGCUGCUAUUGAAGCCACUCCAGAGUCAACACCUAUCAAGGACAUGCAUGAGCACGGUGAAAGAGCUCACUCAGCUGCUGGUCCCUCUGUUGUACGCAAUCUCAAUACUUUUCAUUCCCAACCUUCUUCUCCAUUAAGAAAGGAUCAUUCCACUUUUAAACUCUCAUCCACUCCCACUGGCCUUCAAAGGGUUCAUCGUGUUCUUUCUGAAAGAAAUCAAGUGGGAAAUCUACAGUCUAAAUCUAAAACAACAUACCCACCGGGUAGCCCUUUACGAAUGAUUCCCCAAGUUGACAGAACUAGACCUCAUACACCUGGAGAUAGGAGUGAUGAGGACAGAGAAGUGGAAACAACCAUGAUUACAUCACCAAAUCCUUGUUCAAGACAGGUAAAGCGUGAGGAUAGUGUUCUUGGUGAUUCUAAUAGUGGUGGAACCUCAGAUGGAACAGAAUGGAGGGAAUGGAAAGCUGGAGGUGGCCUUCUUUGGCCAGAAUGUAGAAGUGUAAAUAACUUUGCCCGUAGACUUCGUUGUUAUAGCCAAUGUCAAGAGACCUUGCAUCUGCUUUCUUUAAAGGCUAGCUGUGGAAACAGUUCAAAAGAUUCCAAAAAAAAGUAUUUAAGACGUACAGUCUCUUGUCCAGAAAUACUGUUGGAUGUUGAGGCUGAGGUUUUAUCUCAAAAGGAGGAAAAAAAAUUUGUGAAUUCUGAAACUCAGACUGAUCCUCUACAACCCUUGCUGUAUGAACAUCUUCUCCUUUCCAUUUUAAAUCCUGUGGAGCCAAUACAGCAACGCAGUGCACCACCUGAUGUUACUUCUCCACCAAUAUUUCGCGAUGAUCAUCCAAAAGGACCUUUGGAGUUGUAUCUUGAAGUAACUAAGGAGCAGCUUAAAGAAAAACACAGUAAACCAGGUGUUGAUAACAGUGAAGUAAAACAGCUGAAAGAUCAGUUAGUAUUGUUAACUCUUCAACUUCAGUUUGAAAGACAUAGAAGAGAGGUUCAUGCUGAAAGGAACAGAAGGUUACUUGGAAGAUAUAGGGAAAAUCGUGUACUAGAAGAACAUAAUUCUGCUUUGAGAGAUCAAGUUCAACUUCUUCAAAGAGAAACCGAAAUGUUGCAUAAAAAUUUGGAACGGUUUAGGAAUGAGGCGAAAGAAGAGGAAGAACAGCAUCAGCGGAGUGUUGCUUUUUGGGAAGAACAAAAUGCUAGUCUGCGAAACCGACUAAAAGAGGCUACAGAACUUGUCAAGCAGCUUAAGGAGGACCUUAAAGAGGAUAGACGCAAGAGAGAAACUAUUGCAAAAGGCUAUGCUGAGCUAGAAUCAGAGGUAUUUGACUUACGGAAUAUGAAAAAGGAUGCAAUUCUUGCUGUACAGCGAGCAGCAGAAAUGAAAGCAGAGCUGGCUAACCUUCAGCAUCAUUUAGUGUCAGCUGGUGAACUUGAGUUAAGGUUAAAAUCGUGGAUAGAUGAUCUACUUCUCACUGCGAAUGCAGACACACAAGCGAAAAUGAAAAUGGAUGCUUAUGAACGCACAAUUGCAGAAUUGAAUAGAAAAGUUAAUGCUGAUUCUAUGAAAAUUGAAGGAGCUGCCUAUAAAUUAAAGCAGGCUGAGGAAUUAUAUGCCAAGAGAGAGCAAUUAGCUUUUGAACAAAAAAAGUAUAUUGAAGAUAUCAGGAAGGAUUGUGACCAACAAAUAAAGGAGAGAAUGAAUGAUUACUCUAAGCUUUUAGAAAUCAAUGUCCAAAGAGAAGGAGAUAUGCUAAAGUUACAGGCUCAAUUAGAAUGUUUGGAAGAUAAAGUAAGAAGAAUGUCUGCUGGCAAACCAGUGCCAGCACAAGCACCUGACCUUUCUACUACUAUAGCUCAGCUUGCUUCCCCUAACUUUUCUAUAACAGAUGAAACAGUUCCAUUACAGAACUUGCAACUUCUAGUUGAACAUAGCGAAAUAGGGGCCAGCGGAAAAGAUUUUGGUCAUACUUGA
Messenger RNA from Nezara viridula (southern green stink bug), 3087 nucleotides. The record is from the annotation of a GenBank genome assembly. Lineage: Eukaryota; Metazoa; Arthropoda; Insecta; Hemiptera; Pentatomidae.